Messenger RNA from Clonostachys solani, 630 nucleotides. NCBI's taxonomy places the organism in Eukaryota, Fungi, Ascomycota, Sordariomycetes, Hypocreales, Bionectriaceae. The record is from the annotation of a GenBank genome assembly.
AUGUUUCCUCAAGAAUCCGAAGCUCGUAAUCUUUUUGCUCUGUAUAUGGUUGGUGCAAAUCCGUUUAUUCCGCUCUUCGAUCCCAUAGCGGAUACUUUCGAUUCUUUACGCCGGAGGUCUGCAUUCUGUUUAGUCACGAUUCUCUACAUCGCUCUCUGUCAGACAGAAUCGGAUACUGUGGCUGGGCGAAACGAGGAAAGUGAAAAUAAAAAGAAAGCCGCUGGCCAAAUCUCCCGGCUCUUGGCCACGGAAAGCCUUUUCGAAAUUCCUGCAAGAAUCGAGAGUGUCCAAGCUAUGAUAUUGCUGGCUGCAUUCUCUGAAAAGGUUUGGUUUGCAAUUGGACACGCCCUACAAAUGGCCUUGGAUUUGGGUCUAGACGAAUCAUUUGACCGAAUCACGAAGGAAAAAUCGUCUUCUCCGGCAGAGACAUAUACACUCCUUCAAAGGACACGGACAUGGCUUAUUCUGUAUCACAUCGAACGCGAAUUCGCGUUUGGCACGUCAAAAAAGCCUCGAAUAGCGAACAUUAGCAUCUCUGCCUUGCGCAAGUUGUACAACAUGGAUAUCACGACAUCUUCGGAUAUUCGAUACAUAUCCAUAAUCGAGCUUGUACAGCUUCGUGGUAUGUAA